This is a messenger RNA of Nasonia vitripennis (jewel wasp), 5053 nucleotides long. Its product is annotated as zinc finger protein rotund. The transcript is spliced from 6 exons. Gene Ontology annotation, molecular function: RNA polymerase II cis-regulatory region sequence-specific DNA binding; DNA-binding transcription factor activity, RNA polymerase II-specific. Bases 1330 to 3537 code for a protein of 735 amino acids. The record is from RefSeq and is a predicted model, not a curated record. Gene Ontology annotation, cellular component: nucleus. Lineage: Eukaryota; Metazoa; Arthropoda; Insecta; Hymenoptera; Pteromalidae. Gene Ontology annotation, biological process: regulation of transcription by RNA polymerase II.
CAGUCGCGCGGUUCGCCCGGUCGCGCUCAUAUAGCAGGCGCAACGGCGAGGCGAGUCUGCCGCGGCCGAGCGGCUCUCUCUCUCUCUCCGCUGGCUUCGCGUCGCGACAUGAACGGCCAGAGGAGCGUCGGCGCAUCUACCAGGACAACUGCGACGAGGAAAAAUCGAGCAUCGACUCUCGAGCGGCGGCACAGUAGCGAGUAGCGGGAUCAGCAGCGGCAGCGCGGCGGCGACCCACCUCGAAAGCAGGAGCGCUCCUCGGCAGCACCGCUGAGCGGCAAGCAGCGCAGCGCAGCGAGCGAUCGGUCGGCGGCUGCGAGCUCGGCCGGACGUCCGGCCGAGCGCGCCGCGCGAGAGAGCGACAUGAGUAGCCCUGGCUGCGGCAGAGGCAGCGGGAGAAGAGGAGCUGCCAGCGUCGGGCUCGCGCUGGCCCUGGCUGCGGCUCCGCUGAUCGCCUGCUGGAGGCCUCGCUGAUGGCCGCGAGAGGAUGGAGCGACUGGAGCCAAGUGCCGGGCCUAGCCUACCGGCGUCCUCGCGACGUGCAACCAAAGUUCCUAUUUUUCACCAGACCUAGAGUUUAAGCGAGUGCGGCGGCGGCGGCGGCGGCGGCGGGGGCUGCUGCGCCGCGCUAGCGGGACACCUCGUGGCCGGCUCGCUCUCCCGCGCUCCAAUUAGCCGGCCAGUUAGAGGCGGGCCUGCCUAAUCAGCUGCGAGCCCUCGAAAGUUCCUAUAAUUUACACUGACGACGAGCGAACGCUCUCUAAUCGCUCCCCCCAUCCCCCCUCUCUCUAUAACAGUCUCUCUGAUCCGACGUUGGAUUUGUCGCGACUUGGGCCCGAAGCGUACACAGAAUAAAUACAAGUAUGCACACACGCACACGCACGCACGCACGCACGCACACGGGCUGAGAGAGACCGAUAACAUAUUAGAGAGAGAGAGAGAGAGAGAGAGAGAGAGAGAGAGAGAGAGAGAGAGAGAGAGAGAGACAAGCGAAUUAAACUGCAGUCGCAAAGUGGAGAGUGCGCAACAAUCAUCCAAAGUGAUAACACGUAGUACUAGUGCGGAUUAAUAAUAGUGAGUAAGAGCAGCGCGACGCGACGAGCGGGAGGUUACAUGAGCCACUGUGUCUUAGGGUCGAGCAACGUCCGGCAAUAAGGCGAUGAGCGCACGAAUAACAAGUUCGAAUAAUAAUAAAGUGUACGACAGUUCCUGAUUCCGGGGCCCCGGCCCCAAAGUUCGUCCAAGUGCUUCUAUUAAUCUAUAGUCGAUAGUACCCAGUACGAGUUGCAUAAUUGUAUAAGCAUAAUUGUAAGGAGGGAUAGGAGUAGGAUGUCGAGCGUGAGCGUCGUGUCGAAUUCUUCGGUGGAGGUGGAGAGCAGCGGCGACUCGUCGAACGAGGAGCAGCCGCAGCAGCAGCUGGAGCAGGCCUCGAAGGAAGAGCGCAAGUUCGUCCUGCCGAACGAGCUUUACAAGAGCCUGCUGGCGAGCGCGGUCCUCGGCAAGACCGUCCUCAACCGCAACCUCAGCUUCAAGGGCAACCUCAGCGCCAUCGACUCGGCCCUGAAGGAGCUCAAGGACAUCAAGGGCCUGAGCGUCAGUAGCGUGCCGGCCUUCCCGCGCAACCUGGCCCAGCUGCGGCUGACCGAGGAGCAGGACGAGAAGGCGUCUUUCGCAUGGUCCGAGGGCGGCGAGGAGGGCGGAGGGGGCGGCGGCGGCGGUCCCGGUGCUGGUGGCGGCGGCAGCGGUGCCAGCGGCGGGCCGAGCAGCGGGACGAGCAGCGGUGCCGCGGCGGCUGCUGCUGCUGCGGCGGCCGCGGCGGCCGGCACCGGGACCGGCGGACUGGCCCACUGGGUCAGCGUGAUGGCCGAGCACAUCCACAACCCGCACUCGGCGAGCGCCGUCUCCGGCGUUCACCACCAGCAGCAGUCCUCCCCGCAAGCUCCCUACCCCUGGAACAACGGACUCUCCGCGGGCGACCAAUGCAACCCGCAUGACAAAGAAAGCGAUUACUGGGGUGGCGCGAGGGGAGCCAAGCAGGGAUACGAGCACUUUCUGUUACAGGCCAAAAUGAACGCGGAGCACGGCCAGAUGCAGAAAGGCGACGAUCAAUAUCGAGGAGCUGGUGGAAGCAGCAGCGGAAGUCCUCCCGCGAGUCUUCUGGUGGUGCCCCAGCCCCUGACUGUGAAACCGUCUCACCCCUCGCACCUGAACCCUCAUCUCGGCGGGCCCCACGCUCAUCCGCCGAGGAAGUACCAAUGCAAAAUGUGCCCACAGAUCUUCGGCAGCAAGGCGGACCUGCAGCUGCACACGCAGAUCCACAUGCGCGAGGCGAAGCCGUACAAGUGCACGCAGUGCUCGAAGGCGUUCGCCAACUCGUCCUACCUGUCGCAGCACACGCGCAUCCACCUCGGCAUCAAACCCUACCGCUGCGAGAUCUGCCAGCGGAAGUUCACGCAGCUGAGCCACCUGCAGCAGCACAUCCGCACGCACACGGGCGACAAGCCGUACAAGUGCCGGCACCCGGGCUGCACCAAGGCCUUCAGCCAGCUGAGCAACCUGCAGAGCCACUCGCGCUGCCACCAGACCGACAAGCCCUACAAGUGCAACUCCUGCUACAAGUGCUUCAGCGACGAGCCCAGCCUCCUCGAGCACAUACCCAAGCACAAGGAGUCCAAGCACCUCAAGACCCACAUCUGCCAGUACUGCGGCAAGAGCUACACCCAGGAGACCUACCUGGCCAAGCACAUGCAGAAGCACGCUGAGCGCACGGACAAGCGCCCGCCCAUCAUCGGCUCGGGGCUCAGGCCCUCGCUCCACUCGAUGGCGGCUGCCGCGGCAGCCGCCGCGGCGGCCCACCACCAGGACCACUACUGGCCCAAGGUCAGCCCGGACUCGGUCAUCAGCGAGCUCCACGACCGGCUCCAGCCGCCCCCGCCGCCGCCCCACCACCAGCACCACCAGCAGCAACACCACCACCAACACCACCAGCAGCAGCAGCAGCAGCAGUCCUCGCCCGCGGACUACGGCCACCAGCAGCAGCAGCAGCCGAACUCGGGCGAGAUGCUGCUGCCGCCGCCGCCGCACUCGGACAACGGCGCGGACUCGCGGCAGCAGACGCCCCAGCCCCAGCAGCAGCAGCACCCCAACAGCAGCUCGGCCUUCACGCCCAUCUCCUCGAUCUCCAUCAACUCGCUCAGCUCGAUGCAGCACCCGCUCAACCCGCUGAACCACCUGCACUACCCGACGAGCCACCACCCGGCCUCGAGGCCCUACCUCUACGAGGCCUUCAACUCGCAGAAGGCCUCGCCGACCUCGUCCGCGGCCUCGGGCGUAGGCGGGCCCGGCGGGCCCGGCUCCCAGAACUCCUCCUUCCCCAACCAGCUCAUCAGUCUCCACCAGAUCCGCAACUACGCCCACCAGCCGAACCUCGGCAACCUCGGCAACCUCGGCAACCUGAGCAACCUCAGCAACCUGAGCAACCUCAGCGCCAGCAUGGAGAGCCACGCGCUCCUUGGCGGUCUCAAGGACAAGCAGUAACUCCCGAUCCCAGACCCACCCACCCCCCUUUAACUCUAUGGCAAUACCGAAAUGUGAUCAAGGGCCGCCGAUCUAUCUCGAGCUCUCGCGCUCCCCCCUCCCCCCGCACGAUGACGCGCUGCUGCUGCUGCUGCUCACGACGACGACCAAGGAAAACUACGAAGCACACACCGGCCCUUUGUAGCUCUAGGAUACUAAGUAUACAUUGUUUGUAAAAAAUUAUUUAACAAUGAUCCAUUGUUUUUAUUAUUGUUAAUCCUAAGAUAUAACGUUAAGUUGCUCUGAAUAUGCAUUGUUUAUAUUAAUAUUAUUAUUAUUAUCAUUAUUAUUAUAUUAUUAUAAUAUAAAAUUGAUUGAUGACGACAACCGUCACACGAUUCACGCGCGUCGAGUUCAUAAUAAUAAUCGUCAACGUUAUUAUUAUAGCCGGCGUACUUAUUAUUUUUAUCAUUAUUAUUAUCACUAUGCUACUAUUACUAUUACUAGGCUCUCGCACGAAUACGCGCAUUGUUUAUACGAAUGUAUUAGUUAUUUAUCGAUAAUCAAUUGUUUUCAACAUACUUUUUGGAUUUAUUGUAUAAUUCACCGAUCGCGGCACGCCUCCUUCGUAAUGCAACUGUAUAUAAAAAUAUUAUAACAAAAAAAAAAUCGUUUUUAAUGAAAAUAAUUGAUUAUUGAAAGUGUUAACUUAUUUUUUUCGUCGUCCAGAAUUCGAUCACUAUGAAACUUGGAACUCGUAUUUCGAUCGUGAGCUAAACGAUUCGCUCUCGUUGAUAUAAAAAUCGUUAUGAUAAUAGCAAUGGGACUGUCAUUAUAUUAUUUAUUUUUAAAAGAUAUGCUUAUGUAGUUAAUCAUCGUCGGAAAGGAUGAAAGAGCAAAAAAUUUGUUUUCUUUUUAUCUUUUUGGGGUUUAAUAGGUGCAUUAUACGCGUAUAUGCGAUUAGAAAGAUAUAUCGCUGCUAGAGCGAAUGUUACAGUUUUUCGAGGGAGGUUCAUCUCGUAUACAACUUGUGUAUAAUCCAAAAAAAAAACGAAAAAAAUAUACGUCAAUUGCAACAAUUGCCAAACUCCGAGUUUGCCAAGCGAAAGUAUAAUAGUUACAUGUCCAUAAUAAGGAUCUUCGAAUAGGGCACACAACUAUGCUCGAAUCAGUUUUUUACUUUUAUUUUUUAAGCUCUUUUAUUAGGACGCUCUGUCAAUAAACACGUUAGACUGUUCCCUGUGAAUAGUAGGUAUCUCAUUUAAUUUACCUAGUGCAAGCAAAUUUUACAGGUAUACAUUUUUUCCUUUUCUCUUUUUAAGCAAUCGACAAAUACGUGACUUGUAAUUUUUAUUUUGUAAAUGAUGUUAUAGAAAUACGAAAAAGCCAAGGGAAAGUCCGAGAAGACUAUUUAUGUCGUUGAGAAUCGAAAACCUUGUAAAAAUGUUUAACGAACGAAAUUAUAGAAUAAUCUUGAUCAACGAAAUGAAAAAUGUACAGAAAAUAACAAUUAAAGUUGAUUCCUCACUUGAAACAA